AACGCUGGAGUGGCAGAAAAAUUUUCUUUGAUGGCAAAUGGUACUGAGUUGGUACUUUUGGCCAGCAGCACUGAGUGCAUGCUGACUGCUGAGUUUGAUCAGUGCCCGCUGCGCGCUCGAACCCCGAGAACGCUACCUCGCCCAAGUCGAGUACUCCGAUCAAAACAACCCACCAGGCCAUCAACAGGUCAGAAUGGAGUUCGACAUCGACGAUUUGGAAGACGACGGAGAAGAGAGCAACUGGGACGGGCCGCCUUCUGGCAGAAACUGCGUCGUUUUCCUCGUCGACACCUCCCGGCAGAUGUUCGAGCGAGAGGGCCAAGCAGCACCCUUUUUCAAGCAGAGCAUAGAGUUUUGUAAGAAUGCAUUGUUGCAUAUAUGCAAAAAAGAAACAAAUGAUUUAACUGCAAUUGUACUGUAUGGGACUGAGAAAACCAAAGGAAACCAUGCUAAAGUUAACACCGUGUUGUUACAACCACUGGGAGAACCCACAGUCAAACAGAUCAAUGAACUGUCAGAAAUAGUCAAAGAUGAGGGCGUAAAAAUACAAAGUGAUUUUGGCCAUAGCAGUGGUUACAGUUUGGGUGAAGUAUUGCAGUACUGUCAGUCCUUAAUCAACAACAGCGGGGCCAAAGUCUAUUCGAAAAGCGUCAUCUUGUUCACAAAUGACGACAAUCCCCAUGGCAGAAAACCCGAGUUUGAAUUUCUUGCGAGGAAACAGGCCGAGGAAUAUUUCCGCCAUGAGAUUGAAAUCAACGUCGUGGGCCUUGGAGACUUCGAUUCUUCCAAAUUUUUCAAGGAAUUAAUUCUAACUUCAAGAGGAGAAUUGUUGAGGGAUUGGGAAGGCAAAGACCCAGUGACCAGUUUAAGCCAAAUUGGUGGACAGAUCGACAAGUUAACUGAUAAGUUUAUGAGGAGGUUGAGUUUUUUGAAGUUGGGAGAGUAUGAGGGGGCAAAGUACCAAUUACAAAUUGCCCUUUACAAACUCUAUUCAGAGCCCAAAAAGUUCAAAAAAUUCACUUCCAAUGAAUUCAACGAGUCCCAUUGUGUGGAAGAUGACGAUUUUCAAAACAGUGAUGACAUAAGGCAAGCGUGCAAUACGGCGACUAAUGAUAAAAUGAAAAAGAAUGGCUACAAUGAAGAAGCGCCUGAAGUUGCAGUGGUUGGAGGAAAAGAGAUCAUCAUUACAAAGUCCCAGUUGCGCUCCUUAUUGGCAAGAAAUACCAGGGGAUUUGAAGUUAUAGGUUUUGUAAAAACUGAAGACAUUCCAAUGUAUCACUCGACAUCUGAACCAUAUUUUAUAGAACCGUAUGGGAAAGAUGAAAACAAUUUGAAAGUGUUUGCACAUUUAUUGAGAAGAUGCACAGAACGAGGUCUUUCGAUUUUGUGCUGGUUUACACUGACUAUGAUUUCGCGCCCAGUCGUUUGUGCCUUGCAUCCGACUGAGGCCAAAUUGUACGCCGAAGGGCGGGAACACCCUCCCGGAUUCAUUGCUUCCCGGCUUCCGUUUUCAGAAAUGAUGCUCGAACCCGAUGAAGUUGAAGACAACGGUCAACCGAGCGAGGUGCAACUGAAAGCCGCCGUUGAAAUAGUCAAGAAGACAACAAUACCGUACAAGGUGGACAUGUUCAGCGAUUUCGAACGGCAGACAAGGAUAAAGUUAAUAGAGUCCCUUGCCUUCGAAUACGAAGACAUGGAAAAAGUCGAUGACGAUACAGACAUCGAUUUGGAAGAUGUAAGCAAUAUGCUUGGAAUGCUCAAUGUCGAGUUUACCGAGUGUCCACACAUAGCAGAAGUCGAAAACGUUAAGUCGAAUAAACGGCCUGGCACUUCGUUAAAUGUAGGAAUGCCUAAGCUGCAGAAGCUCAACAACCCGUUGGCGAUGGUGAAAAAUGGCAUGGCUGAUAAAUUAACUGUAGCCCAACUUAGAGAACUGCUAAAGGCUGAAGGAUUCAAGUCUUUGUCAGCAAUGAACAAGUCGACACUUGUUAAAAUGGCAAACCAAAGAUUUUGUGAUUAAUUUAGUUUUUUCCUUAUUUUAGAAUAUGUUGUUACUUUCAUUGUAAAUGCACGUGCUGUAUGUCUAAUCAUGUAAAUAAAUUCAUUUUUGCUUCUGGUCAA
Cimex lectularius (bed bug) is the source of this 2121-nucleotide messenger RNA. RefSeq names its product X-ray repair cross-complementing protein 5-like. Gene Ontology annotation, cellular component: Ku70:Ku80 complex; nucleus. Bases 194 to 2020 code for a protein of 608 amino acids. The record is from RefSeq and is a predicted model, not a curated record. Gene Ontology annotation, biological process: cellular response to gamma radiation; cellular response to X-ray; telomere maintenance. Gene Ontology annotation, molecular function: damaged DNA binding; double-stranded DNA binding; telomeric repeat DNA binding. Lineage: Eukaryota; Metazoa; Arthropoda; Insecta; Hemiptera; Cimicidae. The transcript has 13 exons.